UGAAUUGGAUGAAGAUUCAAAAUCAGCAUUGCUUAAGCAGUUUCUAGCACAAUCAGGAAGUAUAUUUAGGAUCUCUGAUCUUAUAUCACAAUUUGAUGCAGUUUUCUUAAACGGUUCUGAAUGGACAUCACAGCUUCAGAAUACAUCUUUAGACCUUUCAUUCAGGCUAAAAAUGUAUCCUUAUGUUGACAACUAUACAUUGCUUUGUCACACAUGGAAUCAAGAUCUAUCACAGUAUUCGAGACUAAGAAUAAAUCCUGCCAAACACAUUGAUAAUGUUUUCUUGUAUGUUCACAAGAAAGGACAAUUUCUGACUGAUUUGAGAAAUGGACUGUUAAACCUUCCAUCAAUUGACCACAUAGUAGAUACUGAGAUAAGCAUUAAAGUUAAAAAUCAAUUCUCAACACCAAGCACUCAAUGUAUGGAUGAAUUUUACAGUUUUGACAAAUGUGUUGAAAACUCUGUGAAUGUUAACAUGCAGAAAAAAUGCAAACCUCUCUUAUGGUAUCAACCUUAUAUAUUGUUCAAUUCCUCAAGAAAAACAAGAGAAGCUUUGAAACUGUUUCAAAGUAGUGGAGAUAACUGCCUAACACCCUGCACACAGGUUAAAGUUGACAUCAGGCUAAACCCUGUCAACUGGCUUCAUGUCCUAGUCAUACCAAAGCAUACGGAAAUGACAUAUACUCCAGGUUAUGUUAUUAAUAUUCCUUCAACCAUAGUUUACUCUGAAAUGCAAGAAAGUUACACCUUAAUUUCUUUCAUUGCUGAAUUUGGAGGCUGGGUUGGACUUCUACUGGGAAUCUCACUUCUUGGAAGUUUUAAAUAUUUAUCAAGCAAACUGUUAACUGGAGAUUGUAAAAAAGGCUUUUUAAGAUUGAUUGCAAUUUUAAAAUUAGCAUGUAUGGUAGGAGUCUUAUUUGUCCUUUUUAAAAGUGGUCAAAAGUACAUCAAUGAAGAUUCAUCCACGGAUAUCAACCUUGAGACUGAUCUCCCUGAAGUCAGUGUUUCUAUGUGUCAUGUUGAGAAUUUGUAUGCUGAGGAUUUCCUCAACUCAUCCUACUCAUACAUUGGUAAUUUGUCAGGGUUUUGGAGCAAUCUCAAUAAGAUUAGUAACAUCAUAGAACGUAUUGAUAUAACGUACCAGUAUGGAAAACUUGCAACUGCUUAUGAUUCAAAAUCCAACCAAAGUUCUGAAAAUAUGAUAUAUUCGAUCAAUACACCACAGUUUGAAACAUUUGUUGAGACUUGUCAUACAAUGGAUCUGAAACACUGGAACAGAAUCAAGUCUAUAAAAGUUAAAGCAAAGAAAGAACUAAGGGUAUUUGUUCAUCUAACCGGCCAGCUUCUUAGACCAGGGAGACAAGGCUUCAGUUUCAUUGAUACAGAUACUGUCCAUUUGUGGAGUGCAAACUAUGGAAAAGUAUUGACUCCUUGGUAUCUUUGUCAACUAGAAGUGUUAAAAGAACAGCGUAUCUUUGAUGAUGGAUACAAUGACCAUAUCACCUAUGAUGACUGUAUCUUGAAGGAAGUAGCAAGGAAGUAUCCAGAAUCAAACAUGGAGAUUUUAAAACCAGCAGAAAAUAAAAUUUACCAAAAUGGCAUGAACUUUUCAGUUGUUACCAAAUUGUCAGCUCAGUUUGAAUAUGAAGUUCAACAUGGUGCUUGCAAUAUUCCAAACCUAAAGCUUCAGACUACUUACAUUCUUAAGCAUUUGACUUCUGACUUGAAUGUAUUUAGCAUUGGGCAAACAGACCCAUUUUCAUUUAAGAUUGAAUUUUCUCCCUCAACAGUUACUAAAGAGGUUUAUGUUUCUCAAAGUAUUAUUUCUCUGAUUGGGGAAGUUGGUGGUUGGGUCGGAUUAUUACUAGGUUACAGUGUUCUGGGAUUCGGAUUUAUUAUCAAAACUAAAAUUGUUCAAAAAAACAGAAAAAUUGGGUUCAAGAUAUAUGUUUUCCUAAUUAUUGGAAUAUCUAGUGCUAUGCUCUACCAGCUCAUUUUCUCAACAAUAAAAUUGCAGAAGAAACCUACUGGAAGUACAAUAGAAUACAAGAAAUCAGAUCAUAAUCUCAACAUUUCAAUAUCCAUCUGCAGCUAUUUGAUGCACUGGCCUAAUUAUGUUACAACACAGCUUGACAGAUCUGGUUCAAUAUCUUAUAUAGAUAAACACACACAUCAAUGGAUACAGUAUCAAGACAAUGAUAUUUCAGAUGUUUUUACUUGGCAGGAAGAUAUACAAUCAUAUUAUAUGUGUAAAUCAACCAUCUUUAAAGGAGAGGAAAUAAAGAUUAAUCAUAUGCUGGAUCCAGAUUACAGUGAUGCCAUAUUUGUGCAUGAUAGUAACUUUAUCACCAGUGGUACAUCUUUACAGCUGACUGGAAAUAUGUUAAAUGGGAACAAAAUUCUUCAUUUGAAAGCUCAAGUAUUUCAAAGCAUUGAAGAGGAAAAUGUUUGCUCCGACUCUAUAAAAUUUGAUUCAUGUAGAGAUGAUUAUAUAGCUGAUGAAUUCAACAAAACUCAUGGAUGCAUCUACUUUAACAUGAAGAAUUCUGGAGAAAAGUACAAGGAAUGUGAACUUCCAGAAAUGUUCCCAGUUUCUGCUGUUGAUGAUGAAUCUUUAUCAUUUUCGGGAUUAAUGAUACUACCAUCAGGAAAAAAUGGCGGUUUUACAUUUUAG
Molecule: messenger RNA, 2674 nt
Organism: Eurytemora carolleeae
Lineage: Eukaryota; Metazoa; Arthropoda; Copepoda; Calanoida; Temoridae
Exons: 7
Coding region: 173-2674 (833 amino acids)
Biological process (GO): sodium ion transport
Cellular component (GO): membrane
Molecular function (GO): sodium channel activity
Source: RefSeq, a predicted model, not a curated record